Molecule: messenger RNA, 2832 nt
Organism: Notodromas monacha
Lineage: Eukaryota; Metazoa; Arthropoda; Ostracoda; Podocopida; Cyprididae
Source: the annotation of a GenBank genome assembly
AUGGAAGGAGGAGGAGGAGGAGGAAGAAGUGGUGCUGGUGGGGGUAUGUUCCAGCUGUUGGUUUGGGCUGCUGUGCUGGGGCUGACGUGGCCAUGUGAGGCCAUGGCCCCUGUGCAAGACGCAUUGCAGGCUUGUCAGAGAGAAAGAGAGAGAGACAGAGUCAGAGCCAGGAUUAUUUCUGGGACUCCUGGAUGUGAAGGUCCUCCAACCUGUGUGGUGAUGGCUUCUUGGAAGCUUUGGGAGAGGUGGUUAGCCCUGGUGGCACUCUACUGGACUGCUUUGUCUUUGACUGCUUCCACUGCCUCACUGGCCCUGGGUGCUUCUGAGUUCACCAGUGCCUUUUCAGAUAGGUACACUGACUACACAGAGGCCAGGAUGUUUGUGAAUGUGACAGACAAUAACAUUGGAGUGAGCCAGGUGUCAAGGAUAUUGAAUGCCAAGAAGAAAUUGGAGCUAGCAUACAAGGCAAAUGCAAGUGCAGUAGUAAUCUACAACACAGUUGAUGAUGAGCCAUUGACAGCAGAUCUCAAGUACAGCAAUGUCAAAUACAACCUGGUGACGUCAAUGAGAAGCAGGAUCCCAGCUGUGUUUGUAAACAAGGCUGAUGGUGAAAGAUGGAGAGAAAUGCUGGAGAAUGGAACUUCCAUCUGGGUAGACAUUAUUCCAGGCAACUUUAUGUCACCUCACUACAAACACAUCAACAAGACCUCCAUUUUAUUUGUCAGUGUGUCCUUCAUUGUGCUCAUGAUUGUUAGCCUGGCCUGGCUCAUAUUCUACUACAUUCAGAGGUUCAGGUACAUCCAUGCCAAGGACAGACUGGCUAAGAGGCUGUGUUGUGCUGCCAAGAAAGCAUUGUCCAACAUUCCCAUCAGGCAUUUGAAAGCUGCAGACAAAGAAGUGCAAGGAGAAGGAGAGAGUUGUGCAGUGUGCAUUGAAUCCUUCAAGGUCUCUGAUGCAGUCAGGGUCUUACCAUGCAGGCAUGAGUUCCAUAAGACAUGUGUGGAUCAGUGGCUGCUAGAUCAGAGGACAUGCCCUAUGUGCAAGAUGGAUAUUCUCAAAUUCUAUGGCCUGAAACUGGCUCCUGGGAUGACUGAGUCUCAGGAGAGCAUUAUCCAGAUAGACACUGAUGACCUUGUUAGCACACCUCCUUCUGAACCUGGAAUGGGUUUGAGAGGCUUCAAUUACCUGGGCACUGAUGGGGUGCAGUCUGGACAUAUCUUCAGGUGCGGGAUCUCAAUAUCGGGCUGUGGGGGUGGCGGGGGAUCCCCGGCGAGAUCCCUGAGCAGUCGACCAGGAUCCUCUGCGUCGUGCACCGGGGUCCACGUGGUGGUGAGAACCCGCAACAACAGCACCGCCAACAACGUGGCCCUGGACAUUGAGGAGUCUUUGCCGCAAGUGCAGCAGCAGCUCUUGUUGCGCAGGGCAUCCGCAGCACCCGCAGUCUCCGACUACGCUCCGUCAACAGUCCUGGUCGUGGAAGAAGACGACGACGACGAUGAGAAGGACGAUGCUCAGGAGCAGGAGCACCUGGUUUUGAGUCCAUCAUCAAGGGAGGAGCAGGAGCAGGAGCAGGAAGAGGAGCAAGAAGUGGACUAUGGCACCAGCCCUACUGCAAUGUCGAAGAGUAGAUCCCAUCAUCAGGAUGAGUGCGAGAAGGUUAUGCGGGAUGAUGAUGAUGCUGAUGGAGAUGAGUAGAUGAUUAAGUGUAGAGAAGGCCGCCAUUCCAGGUUUCUUCUUUUCUUCGUAUUUUGGAAGGAGAGGAAAAAUAGGGAAAGGGUUGUCUGGUUUCCGCGUGAACUAAAGCAGAUGUUUCGUAAUUCGUAAGUGGUUCUUACAAAGGAAUUUUUGAACCCUUGAUGUUUUUUUUAAUCUUUGCUAACCCAAGUUUGAGAGAAAAGAAGAAGAUAUACAGAGACCUGCAAAACAGUUAAUAAAUACAGUAAUAAAUGAGUAUCCCGCAAAUAAGUUUCAUGUUUUAUGACUUGGUAUACAUGGGAAAUAUGAAAUAUUAUUGAAUAAUACAUGUGAUGGCCAUGAAAUCAUAUUUAAGGAGACGGGAAAAUAACUGAUCUUGUCCAGUUUUCUUUCCUGAUUACUGAACUCACUAUUUAAAAUGGUUUCUAAUUUGAUGUUCACUCUAAAAUUGUUUGAAAAUUAGCAACUCUGCAUUUUUUCUGCAGCCAUGAUUGAUGGGAAAUAAAUAUUCUGUAAUUUCAUUGAGCAGAAUAAUGCUCAGAAUAGUAAUCCCUGAAUUUUUUGAGAAUGGGAGAAGAGUUUUACGUUGAAAUUAAAAUAAAUAGCUAUGUUCCGGCGGAAAUCAGGCUAUCCUCAUAUUCUUGAGCAUGCAUUAUGGCAUUGAAUGUGAUCAUGUCUUAAAGCUGACUGUUGAAGUGUUAUCUGUUUAGGCUUUUCAUUUUCCUUUCAUGUCAAAAGUCACUCGAGAUAUAUUUACUUGAUAUAAGAAUAUUCUUUUCCCCGCUGUAAAGUUUCUGUAUACUGUACAGUAUACUAAUUUAUGUAUUUACUGAAGUAUAUUCUGGACUGUUAGAUAGUAUCUUUACCCUCCUUAGAGUGUAUCGGUUUAAAAUCUUCUACCUGACAACGGGGAAUUUAAAGGUUUUCUUCAUUUUCUGGUAACGAUCCAGUUUUUUUUAGAAGGUACAAUGUGAUUUUUGUGUUGAAGUGGAUCUCAGUUUCACAGGAUUGGAGUGUGUGAAAUGUAGGCCAGAGCUUAUGAACGAGAGUUUUUUUGAUGCUGUGGUGUUACAUGCCAUUGAUUGAUAUGAAAUGUGGAAUUUUGGGAAGGAAAAUAAAUGUGUGAUGCAUAUAAUA